Messenger RNA from Mirounga angustirostris (Northern elephant seal), 1477 nucleotides. It is a transcript of the gene RGS19, whose product is annotated as regulator of G protein signaling 19. The record is from RefSeq and is a predicted model, not a curated record. The transcript is spliced from 6 exons. The coding region runs from base 199 to 852 and encodes 217 amino acids. NCBI's taxonomy places the organism in Eukaryota, Metazoa, Chordata, Mammalia, Carnivora, Phocidae.
AACGCCGCAGGAGUACCUCCUGCCGUCUGACUCGAGUCCCGGCUGCUGCAGUGCACGCCCCUUCGGCAGCCAGGGUGGGGCCCAGAGGAAACCUGGCCCCUCCCGCCCCCACCUCGCCUUUGGGUCGAUGACUCCCAGGCUGUGGUGAGGGUCCCGGAGCCAGCACCACGGAGCCCGGGCGACCUCCUCCACCCACCCAUGCCCACCCCGCAUGAGACUGAGAAGCAGCACGUAGGGCCAGAGGAGGCAGACCAGCCCCCCUCGAUGUCCAGUCAUGACGCGGCCCCCCCGGCUGCCCCCAGCCGCAACCCCUGCUGCUUGUGCUGGUGCUGCUGUUGCAGCUGUUCCUGGAAUGAAGAGCGGCGGCGAGCAUGGCGGGCCUCCCGGGAGAACAAGCUGCAGCCUCUCCCCAGUUGUGAGGCAUGUGCCACGCCAAGCCCUGAGGAGGUGCGGAGCUGGGCGCAGUCCUUCGACAAGCUGAUGCACAGCCCGGCGGGACGAAGCGUGUUCCGGGAGUUCCUGCGCACGGAGUACAGCGAGGAGAACAUGCUCUUCUGGCUGGCCUGUGAGGAGCUCAAGGCGGAGGCCAACCAGCACGUGGUGGACGAGAAGGCCAGGCUCAUCUACGAGGACUACGUGUCCAUCCUGUCCCCCAAGGAGGUGAGCCUGGACUCCCGAGUGCGGGAAGGCAUCAACAAGAAGAUGCAGGAGCCGUCCGCGCACACAUUCGACGACGCACAGCUGCAGAUCUACACGCUCAUGCACCGGGACUCCUACCCCCGCUUCCUCAGCUCCCCCACCUACCGUGCCCUUCUGCUGCGGGGGAGCUCCCAGUCCUCCAACGAGGCCUAGGCUGCCCAUCACAGCGGCACAGACACGGGACCCCUCCGGUGGGCAGACUGGGUGACCUGCACAAGCGUGUCGGCAGGUGUCCGGCACACCGCGGGGGCCCAGCACCCCUGGGGGCAGUCCCAGGCUGGAGCCCCCUCUCUACCCAAGGGACCUCGUACCCUGAGGUCCUGCUAAGAGGCAGGUGUGAGGGCCUCUGGGACCAGGCGGCCCCUCCCCGACCGGCUCCCCGCCGACUGGCCAAGUGCUUCUGCUGGGGCUCCUGCUUGGGGAGAGGGACCCUCCCAGGAGUUCUCGUGGACCCAGCAGCUUCACUUGGGCCUCCUUCCCAGGCAGCCGGGGACCUUGAGAAAUGCCUCUGAUGGGAAGCAGGGUCUCUGUAUUGUCUAGUUGUGACGUGAGAAAACCCUCCGAUUCAAGCUGUCUGCACCCAGAUCGGACCCAGAACCUCAGAACUAGGCUUGAGGCAACAGGAGCCAGUUUCUUUUUUAUAUUUUCAUUAAUUUUAAACCUGGAAACAUGUCCUUACUGUAUUUUAUCAAAAAAAGAAAGAAAUGUUUUCAUAUUUAUCUCCAUUCCUUUUUCAUCCAAAAUAGGAUCUUAUUAUUGAAGAUAUUUUUAAUGCAAA